AUGUUCCUUUCUACUGCCGGCUCGAUUCCAGUUCUGAUGGGACUAGUGUCCACAACGAUCUACCCCUCCAGUGACCUGCACGUGGUGGUUUCGCUUGUUGUCGGUUUCGUCAUCCUGAUCCUCUUCGCCCUGUGGAAGACGUACGGUGUGACAAAUAUGUUCUACUACUCCAGCCGUAUUCUCUGGCCUACGAUGAUCAACGUCUUCUACACGGAUAAUGGAGUAAACUGGAUCUACGCCAGUGUGUUAUCGAUGGUGCAGGGCCUCGCAAUUACCCCGGGCGGCACAUACUGGCGAUUUUCAGACGUCGAAUCCGGCAUGGGCACUGACAGAUGGGCGGAACUGUUACAGUCACGGACAGUGGAGAAUAAAGUCGGUGAAUACGUCCCAGCCGCUGUCAAAGCCACCAGAUUUACGGCAUCUCGCAUCGAUGAUCUUCUCUGUGCUCUUGGGAAACCCCAUCUCGAUCGUACAUUCCCUGCACUUGUGGCAGCAGCCGCGACACGCGCAUGGCAGUGA
This is a messenger RNA of Cladophialophora bantiana CBS 173.52, 519 nucleotides long. RefSeq lists its product as uncharacterized. The transcript is spliced from 3 exons. The record is from RefSeq and is a predicted model, not a curated record. NCBI's taxonomy places the organism in Eukaryota, Fungi, Ascomycota, Eurotiomycetes, Chaetothyriales, Herpotrichiellaceae. Bases 1 to 519 code for a protein of 172 amino acids.